Messenger RNA from Chelmon rostratus (copperband butterflyfish), 644 nucleotides. RefSeq names its product preproinsulin (gene ins). NCBI's taxonomy places the organism in Eukaryota, Metazoa, Chordata, Actinopteri, Chaetodontiformes, Chaetodontidae. Bases 87 to 437 code for a protein of 116 amino acids. The transcript is spliced from 3 exons. Gene Ontology annotation, molecular function: hormone activity. The record is from RefSeq and is a predicted model, not a curated record. Gene Ontology annotation, cellular component: extracellular region.
CAACCAGCUCUCAGCUGCUCUACUCUUCAUCGCAGAGUCACCUCGUCCAUCUCCUCCUCCUCCUCCUCUGACUCCGACUCUGCAGCAUGGCGGCUCUGUGGCUCCAGUCUGUCUCUCUGCUGAUCUUACUGAUCGUAUCAUGGCCGAGCACACAGGCCGUCGCGCCCCCACAGCACCUGUGUGGCUCUCACCUGGUCGACGCCCUCUACCUGGUCUGUGGGGACAGAGGCUUCUUUUACAACCCCAAGAGAGACGUGGACCCUCUGCUGGGUUUCCUCCCUUCGAAGGCGGGCGGAGCUGCGGCGACAGGUGGCGAGAACGAGGUGGCCGAGUACGCCUUCAAGGACCAGAUGGAGAUGAUGGUGAAGCGAGGCAUCGUGGAGCAGUGCUGCCACCGACCCUGCAACAUCUUCGACCUGCAGAACUACUGCAACUGAACAGUGCUUAGCCUGGCUUUGGUUAGCCUUGCUUAGCAUAGCAUAGCUUUGCUUCUUGGCUAACUUAGCCUGAACCCCGCCACCCCCCACCCUACCAUCAGAGGAGCGGCAAUGACAUCGUCUCUCUGAUAAACCAACUGCUGUCAAAUGAAGUGCUGAGAAAUGGAUGAAAUUAUUUUUCCUAGAAAAUAAAGUCUUGUGAAUUGA